AUGAAUUCAACAAUAGUUUUCCAGGUUGAAAAUCAUUCAAUCAACUAUAAUUUUUCAAAGAAUAAUUCCACGGUUUUGGCUUUUGAAAUUGAUGAUUGUCAUCUGCCUUUGGCCAUGAUAUUUACAUUAGCUCUAGCUUAUGGAGCCGUGAUCAUUCUCGGGAUCACUGGAAACUUGGCCUUAAUUGUAAUCAUCUUGAGACAAAAAGAGAUGAGAAACGUUACCAACAUCCUGAUUGUGAAUCUCUCCUUUUCAGACUUGCUUGUUGCCAUCAUGUGUCUCCCCUUCACUUUUGUCUACACAAUAAUGGACCAUUGGGUUUUUGGUGAGGCGAUGUGCAAGUUGAAUCCUUUUGUGCAAUGUGUUUCAAUCACUGUGUCCAUUUUUUCUCUGGUUCUCAUUGCCGUGGAACGACAUCAGCUGAUAAUCAACCCACGAGGGUGGAGACCAAAUAAUAGGCAUGCUUACAUAGCUAUUGCUGUCAUUUGGCUUCUUGCUAUGGCUUCUUCUUUACCUUUCCUGAUCUAUCAAGUCUUGACGGAUGAACCUCUCCAGAAUUUUACCCUUGAUGGCUACAAGGAUAAAUACGUAUGCUAUGAUAAAUUUCCAUCGGAAUUUCAUAGGUUGUCUUAUACCACUCUCCUCUUGGUGCUGCAGUAUUUUGGCCCACUCUGUUUUAUAUUUAUUUGCUACUUCAAGAUAUAUAUACGCUUAAAAAGGAGAAACAACAUGAUGGACAAGAUGAGAGACAACAAAUGCAGGUCCAAUGAAACCAAAAGAAUCAACAUCAUGCUUCUGUCCAUUGUAGUAGCAUUUGCAGUCUGCUGGCUGCCUCUGACCAUCUUUAACAUUGUGUUUGAUUGGCACCAUCAGGUUAUUGCUGUGUGCAACCAUAAUCUCUUCUUCCUGCUCUGCCACCUCACUGCAAUGAUAUCCACCUGUGUUAACCCCAUAUUUUAUGGAUUCCUGAACAAAAAUUUCCAGAGGGACUUGCAAUUCUUCUUUAACUUUUGUGAUUUCCGGUCUCGGGAUGAUGACUACGAGACAAUAGCCAUGUCUACCAUGCACACAGAUGUUUCCAAGACUUCUUUAAAGCAAGCAAGCCCAGUCGAAUUUAAAAAAAAUCAACAACAAUGA
Pipistrellus nathusii (Nathusius's pipistrelle) is the source of this 1137-nucleotide messenger RNA. The record is from the annotation of a GenBank genome assembly. NCBI's taxonomy places the organism in Eukaryota, Metazoa, Chordata, Mammalia, Chiroptera, Vespertilionidae.